AUGACUUUGAAAAUAUUGAACCUUUCGCAGCCCGACAAUGGAGAUGCUUCAACUCCCUCUCCUAAGCCCUCGACUCCGUUCCAAUGUUUGAGCAAGUAUCUCUACUUCCCAAACAAAGACCAGCAGGACUGGUGGGAUAGUUCGGGCCUCAUGCUGAGCAAAAUGCUCAUCAAUGCAAAGUACGACGUGCACCAACAGUACCAGUAUUUGACUCUUUUUGCGCAGAACGUUGUACCCUUUCUUGGUCCGCUACCCACGGCACAAAACCCUGGACGCUAUAAAUCUCUCAUGGGCGGGGGCAGGACUGUUGAGCUCAGUUAUAACUUCCAGAAAUCAAAGUCCACGGCUCGCGUCUCAUUCGAAGCGGUCAACCAUGUCAGUGGAACAUCUCGAGACCCGUUCAAUCAGCAGGCAACCAACGAGCUAUUGCAAAGCCUGCAGAGGCUUUAUCUCGACAUAGACCUUUAUUUAUACCAUCGGCUUGUCAACGAUCUCGGUCUCAGUGCCAAGCAGAGACAAUCCUUGACUCAAAGUCCGGACUUGGAAAAGUUUCUUCCCAUUCGAUCUCAAAGCGUCAUAGGUCUGGAUCUCGUCGGCGGCGAUGUCAAAGUGAAGUUUUACAUGCUCGUGGCGCCCAAAGCUCUGGCUACUGGUAUACCACCAUCUGGAUUGCUUUUCCAGUGCCUCUCCAAAGUCAUGGGCAAUGAUUCCCUUCAGCAAUCUCUUUCAAUUCUCGAGUCCUAUAUGCAGGACAAGACGGUAAAGUCCCCGCCCCCGACCGGCCCUCCCGGUCCCCCGGAUGUUGAACUUACCGGCGUGUCUUGUGAUCUGGUUGAGCCAUCCAAGACGAGGUUCAAAUUGUAUUCGUAUUCACUGGAGGUGAGCCUCGCGAGCGCAUGCGACAUGUGGACCUUAGGCGGAAGAUUGCAGCAUCCUGAAAUCCUCAAGGGAUUGGAGAUUGUGCGCAAGCUCUGGUCGAUCUUCAACAUCCCGGAAGAACGACGACAAAUCCCCGACGGAUCUUGGAAAGACCCCAUCCCGCUGAUGUUCAAUUUCGAAAUCUAUCCCGGGGCACAGUACCCGCAGCCAAAGAUGUACCUCCCUAUAUUUGGAAUGAGUGAUCGAGAAAAGGCGCAAGCGCUGGUCACCUUCUUCCAGGAGAACGGAUGGGAUGAGCAGGCGCGGGAUUACAUGGACAACAUGAUCGCUUAUUAUCCCUCGUCGGAUCUUGAUCAAACCAGUGACCUGCAAUUGUGGUUGUCAUUUUCAUAUACCGAAGCAACUGGCAUAUAUAUGACGAUGUAUUACUGUCAUCCAUUUGACAUUUCAUUUUUCUGA
Molecule: messenger RNA, 1338 nt
Organism: Aspergillus steynii IBT 23096
Lineage: Eukaryota; Fungi; Ascomycota; Eurotiomycetes; Eurotiales; Aspergillaceae
Product: cyclo-L-Trp-L-Trp prenyltransferase
Exons: 2
Coding region: 1-1338 (445 amino acids)
Biological process (GO): alkaloid metabolic process
Molecular function (GO): transferase activity, transferring alkyl or aryl (other than methyl) groups
Source: RefSeq, a predicted model, not a curated record